Molecule: messenger RNA, 3206 nt
Organism: Chara braunii
Lineage: Eukaryota; Viridiplantae; Streptophyta; Charophyceae; Charales; Characeae
Source: the annotation of a GenBank genome assembly
ACCUGUGGUACCUCCAAGACCCAAGCGGCGACUCAGCAAGCGGAAGACUCCAACAGAAUCAAGUACAGCAAUGACAGUACCGGUUAGCACCGGGGUUCUUCCCGCAUGCCCGGUCCAAGGGGUCAAUGAGCCGGUGGCAGCUUACUUUCAGCGGGUACAGGUAUUCAUUGAUACCGGCUGCCGUCAAGGCUCAGCAGGAGGCAGCAGAGGCAGAACGUCAGCGGCUGGCCAAUGAGGCGGCAGCCCAAGCUCAGCAGACUGCUGAGGCUGACGCAGCGGCACGAGACCAACGGAACGCCGCCAACACGGAGUCCCUGAUUCAAAGUGAGAGUCAGCGGACAACGUUCCUCCAAGGCAUGAUCUUUGUGCCUUCGAACGCGCAGGCAAAUCCGACACCAGCGGAGGCAGAGAGGACUCACCUGGCUUACUUGAUGCUGGGCAUGAUGAGAGGAAUCAUGUGGAAUAACACACUGCUGCAGGCACAUCUGCACACGGAACGACAGCAAAGGCAAAAGUACCAGCAAGACAUUGCUGUUUUAACAGCUGCCAUCCGUGCCGAAGCAACACAGCAGCAGCAACAGCAUCAGCUCAGUGCCAGGCUGCACGACAGACGCGACAAGCAACUCAAUGAGCGCAUCGAUCACGUCGUCACCAUCAUUGGCGAACUAGGUGAUUUCACCAGUCCGGCCACGAUCAGCAGCACGGUGGCCGCUAUCAAGACGGACAUCACCAAGUUGCAGACGAGACCGGACGCCGCUACGAAGACUUACAAGAUGCCGCACUUCGACAUCAGCAAGUUCGACGACUACAACAAGUCGGACGCCUUGACAUGGUGGCAACGUUUCCUCACGGAAGCAUCAUGCCGCACUUUCCCGACGGACGACAUGAUGAAGGCGCUCUACUUGCAACUGAUUGUAGGAGCGCAGGCAUGGAUGAACCAUCUGGCGGCUACCAACAAAUGCACCAUCGCCGAACUACACACGCACAUCACGUGGAAAGAGUUCGAGAAGCUAUGGCUCACCCGGUUCAUGGUUCGCAACGUCGUGAAGGCAGCCAUGAACGAGGUGUACACCUGCUCUCAAGGUAAUAUGCCAACUCGAGACUGGACAACUAAGUGGCAGAACAUAGUGACCACGCCAGGCUUCGAUUUGAGUUUUACCAAUCAACGAUCCGAGUUCUUCUCGCGAUCGUGCGCAGGACUGCUAUCGGCACUCGGCAACGAGUACGAUUAUGAUUCAUUCCAGGCCAUUCUGGAUCGGGCGAACUUAGUCAUCCAAACGGAUGACAAGGCCGCAAACGAACGACAGUCCCAGCCGCAUUAUGUGGCUAAGCAGGGCUAUCAACGUCCGGCACAUAACAAUGUCGUGUUUUCUGAAGAAACAGACGAUCUCCACGCUGCAGCAGCAUCCUCGAGUGAUGGAGGAAUUGUAGCAGCGCUCCCGCCGAAGCUACCAGCUCCAUUGACGGACGACGGAGUAGCGGUUGUUGAUCUCCGCUCCUAUCUUGCGAAGAUUGACCGCGAGUACGCCACCCAAAGGUACGCCGAAACCGACGCGCCUUUGCUCUAUAUCCGCAUUCAGAUCGGAAAGGCAACGUGUAGUGCCUUGAUUGAUUGCGGAGCGUCUCGCAACUUUAUGAGCCAAGCCUUUAUGGCCCGCGCAGGUCUUGGCCCGCGCGUUCGAAGGAAGACGCAACCUACGCAAGUUACACUCGCGGACGACCGCACACAAAAGUCAAUUGACCGAUGCGUCGACGGCGUUCCGGUAUACUUUGCGCCACUUGUGUGCGAGCCGGUGUCUUUUGACAUCCUCGACACCAAGUUCGACAUGAUUCUAGGCAUGUCUUGGUUGCGUAGCGUCGAUCAUCCGGUGAACUUCCAUUACCGAACCGUUCACAUCCGUGAUCGGAAUGGAGUGUUAGUCCCAUGUACGGUCGCGACCCCUCACACUUGGAUUGCUUGUCACGUGGUUUCCGUUGCGAGAAUUCGCGACGCCAUAGCUCGGAAUGACGUCGAGGAGAUGGGCCUUGUAUUCUUGCAUGCUCUCCCCUCGCCGGACGGACCAGCCGCAUCACCGCCGGACCCACGCAUUUCUCACCUCUUGGACCAGUAUAGAGACGUCUUUGAGGCUCCCACCGGAACGGUUCCGGAUCGGCCCAUACGUCACGGGAUCACUCUCGACGCUGGCGCCGUCCCUCCGCGUGGAUGUAUCUACCGCAUGAGCGAAGAGGAACUCGAGGUGCUUCGCGCACAACUCGAUGAUCUUCUCGACAAGGGCUGGAUUCGCCCUAGUUGCUCGCCAUACGGUGCACCUGUUCUCUUCGUCCGGAAGAAGAACAAAGAUCUACGGUUAUGCAUCGACUAUUGCAAACUUAACGCACAAACCGUAAAGAACGCCGGCCCUCUCCCUCGGAUUGAUGAUCUCCUUGAGCGGUUAGGCGGCGCGACGUACUUCUCGAAGUUGGACUUGAAGUCCGGUUACCACCAAAUUGAAAUCCAGCCUCAAGAUCGGUACAAGACCGCGUUCAAGACGCGGUACGGGCAUUUUAAGUGGGUUGUCAUGCCCUUUGGCCUCACCAAUGCCCCCGCAACUUUUCAAGCAGCUAUGACGACUGAGUUUCGCGACUUGUUCGAUCGCACUGUCCUCAUCUACCUCGAUGACAUCUUGGUCUAUAGCAGGACGUUGGACGAGCACAUCACACACCUUCGCGCUGUUUUGAAUCGUUUGCGACUAGCCAAGUACAAAGCGAACCGCGACAACUGCGAGUUCGCCAAGCAAGAGCUUGAGUAUUUGGGCCACUAUGUUACGCCGAAAGGCAUUCGUCCCUUAGCGGACAAGAUCCAAGCCAUCAUGGAUUGGCCGGAACCCCGUUGUACGACGGAUGUACGCUCUUUCAUGGGUUUGGCUAGAUACUAUCAGCGAUUCGUCGAGUCAUACUCGAAAGUGGCCGCUCCUUUGUCGAGACUUCAGUCCCCGAAGGUGCCCUUCGAGUUCGACGACGCAGCCCGUGACACGUUCACUACCUUGAAGGCAGCAAUGCAAGCCGCACCUGCCCUCCGUAUAUACGACCCCACCCUACCCAUCCAAGUGACUACGGACGCUUCGGGAUACGAUAUUGGUGCGGUGUUGGAAUAGUGUCACGAGGACGGUUGGCAUCCGGUUGAGUAUUUCUCCCAAAAGGUGCCUCUCGUCAACACUCUCGACGAC